CUCACAUGGUUCUCCAGAAUGGUUGGGUAGUCCUUGUCAGUGACCCAUCUAGCAGUGUUUUAGAUUCAUUGUCAAACCCCUGUAUGUGGCAACAAAUUAGGAUUAGCAUAAAAAAUGUAAUCCAAAAGUCCUCAGAUUACAUUAUAAAAUAUAUGUGCAAUCCACUGACUAAACCUUCUGUCAUGUAACUUGUAAUCAGUAAGUAAUUACAAAUUAUGAAUAAUCUACACAGCACUGACAUCACACUUACUCGGAUUGAAGUGAUAUAUGCUCACUUCACAGAUGCUGUCACUGUAUACUUGAAAUGUUUACAUACAUGGAAAAAGCAAAUGCUUGAUCUGGUAUUUUACAUCUGCUGAUCUCUCCUGCUAAGGUCCUGGAGCAUGCUGGCAACACUAAAUGAAGUUCCCCAUCUGAGGAACACUGGGUUCGGCCGGCCGUGGCCCAGACAUGGACUCAAACUCCUGCACUGGUUUGCCAAAGAAUGCCUUAUUUUUGACAAUAACAACAACAUGCGCACUGACUAUUAUCCAGCUGAUGGAGAUUUUGGUUUUCACCUGUUUGAGAACAGAUGUGAUGAAUAUGGAGAUAAACUUCUCCCAGAUGUCAAUUUUCCUUAUUAUGUGGUUGGCAAUCUCAAUUCAGCAGGAGCUGAAAACCUUCCAGAAUACGUCACAGAAUACAAAUGUACUGAUGAGGACUACAGCAACACAGACCGCAUCAUCGUCAGUCUCCACGAUGACUGUGAGUUUGACAAAGUCUAUAUAACUCAACACAAGGACCGAUCAAACUACGACCCAUAUAAUACUCACCGGAUCUCCAAAGGCCUUCUCAUGAUCAUCAGGAGGAUAAGAUUAGAGGACUUUCUGGAAGGAAUGUGUUAUUAUCCAUACAUGCAGCCUGUAUCACCAAUGCCUAUAAUCAACUACAGACCUAUAGCUACAAAUACAGCAGGUCCAGGAUUCAUUGUGGUAAAUUAUCCACACGUUCAGCCAAUAUCGCUAAUCCCAAACAUCCCAGAAAAUCCAGGCUUCGUUAAGGUCAAUUAUCCAUACUCACAGCCCAUAUCACUAAAGUCUGUCAGGAAGUGCAGACCUAAAUCUACGAAUACUGUGAGUCCAGACUUGACUGCUGUCACUGUACCAUCCAGCCAUCCUCCACACCAUGACGCUCCUGCAGCACAGAGCAGUGGAACCAAUGCUGAAACCAUCAUCACCAUAGAAGAGGAAACAUCUACAAACAAUCCCUCAGAGAACUCACCCAAGAAGAAGAGAUUCUGGGAGAGACUCUGCACCAUACUUUAACCUGAGUUGCGCACACACUGUGCAUUUUUUGACAACAUUUCAGCCAAAUUCUGGUUUGUGUAACUGUUUUUAGACAUGGUUGAAUAGGUAAUGUUUUGUUUGUUGUCAUGUAGUUGUUUAGUGUACAGUGGGAACAAUCAGUAAUCGAUCAAUUUCUUACAUGUCAGAAAUGUUUAUCCAUCUUUGUAAAGGUAUUGCACGAUUGAAUCAGAGUUUGCAAGAGCUAUUCUAGAAUUCUCAAGAACAACUCGAAGGGCUAUAGUUAAAUUUGCACGUUUCAUAACCGUUAGUAAAGUAUGUACUAUAUAGCGGUGGUUCCCAAAGUAGGGGUUUCUGGACAAUGAGAGGGGGGUCACUUGGUGAUUCCCGAAAAUCCAAUCAACAUGCAAAAACAAAGCCAUUGGUUUCUGAUUAAAAAAUAAUCUAUCG
Danio rerio (zebrafish) is the source of this 1733-nucleotide messenger RNA. The record is from RefSeq and is a predicted model, not a curated record. NCBI's taxonomy places the organism in Eukaryota, Metazoa, Chordata, Actinopteri, Cypriniformes, Danionidae.